AUGCAUGCACAGAGGGUUCUCAGGUCAUUGAUAUACACUUAUCUCGUACAAGAACUUCUGGCACAGGCUUUUCAGCCAUGCGCUAUCCUCGGUCCACGAUUUCCCCGUCCGAGUGCUUUCGCACAGGACAACAGUGUCCAGGCUGCGAUCAAUGACACCACUGCUGCAUUCGACGAGCUUAUUGCAACUGGCAAUAGCACCUUUGGGACUAUCUCAAAUACGACUUCCUUUAGUAUAGCCUUGUUUACUUCAAAUGAUCCGCUCAAUCUGUCGCAUCCAUUCUUCUUCGAGUACCAUUAUACCGCACCGGCCCUGAAAGAAAAUGGGCUGGGAACGUCUAACCUUGACUCGAACAGCAUCUUCCGUAUUAGUACUGUUAGCCAAGUCUUUACUGUCUGGAUGUUUCUCAUCGAGGCUGGAGAAGCAUACUGGGUCGAUCCAAUAACAAAAUACGUCCCGGAACUAUCCAACGACAAAGGUCGCGGGUCAGUAACGUCAGGGCUGUUUUCUUGGGGGGAUGUCUCUCUUGGUGACCUUGCAGGUCAUCUCUCAGGCAUACCCCGCGAUUCAACCGCACCACUUGCCAACAGUCGAAUUGCACAAGAUCGGGUGAGUCAAUCUCCAUUGCUUAUGGACUCUUUGCGAUGGGCUAAUUCGGAUCUGCCAGAGUUCUUCCAAGACUUGACCGCAAGGUAUCCUGUUUAUCUGCCCGGCACCACUCCCAUAAUGUCCAACACAGCUUUCCAACUUCUCUCCUACGCGUUGGAAAGCAUCAAACAGACCACAUACGAAGCGAUAUUCAAUGCAACAGCACAGGCUAUUGGAUUAAGAGGCAGCACUUUACGUCAGCCACCAACUACAGAAAAUGUCGUGGUGCCCGGGGACAACAUUACCCAGAGUGGCUGGUCAAUCGACUUUGGCGACGAAGCAGCGGCAAUCUCGAUGUAUUCUACCAUAUCCGAUCUCUCACGAGCGGGCGUGGCGAUGCUCAAUUCCACGCUUGUGCCAUCUGCGACGACGCGUCGAUGGCUGAAGCCAAUUGUCAACACCUCUAAUUUGAGAAAUGAUGUUGGGCGACCCUGGAUAGUCUACAAGGCGACUGCGAACCAAAGCCCGAUCAAUCCUGUUAUUGACAUUCUCACUAGCUAUGGCUCGGUUGGUCGAUAUAGCUCCUACUUUGGACUCGUACCGGACUACAAUGUCGGCUUCACCAUUCUUGCUGUAGAUGAAAUCGCUGCACCCGAUCUCAAUGUCCACGCAGAUAUCGUCGGUGGUUUCAUAGCAGGCCUUGAAAAGGCUGCGAUUAGCCAGGCUGCAGUUAGAUAUGCUGGGGUCUACAGUUCGAAUGAGACCAAUGCUUCUCUGGUGAUGGACAAACCUGACGGUAUACCUGGCCUCUCAUUGACCAACUUCACUGUGGGCGACAUGAAUAUUCGCCGCGAAAUUGCAGUCGCUCUGAAUAUUGCUCCUGCAGCAUUGAGCAUUAGACUUUAUCCUUCGAAUGUGGCUGAGGAUACUGAAACCGGGGUAUUUAUCUUCAGAGCAGUCUUUCAAGACACUGAUGCACCCAUUGAUGCAGGGACACCAACCUGUAUUACUUGGUUGACCGUCGAUGCUUUGAACCUGAAUGGGAAGCCUUUGGAUUUGUUCAUUUUCACACUGGAGAAGGGGAAGGUGACGGGUGUUCAAAUACCGGCUCUUGAUCUUCAAAUCGCUAAAGCCACUUAG
Molecule: messenger RNA, 1728 nt
Organism: Exophiala aquamarina CBS 119918
Lineage: Eukaryota; Fungi; Ascomycota; Eurotiomycetes; Chaetothyriales; Herpotrichiellaceae
Exons: 3
Coding region: 1-1728 (575 amino acids)
Source: RefSeq, a predicted model, not a curated record